Molecule: messenger RNA, 429 nt
Organism: Gongylonema pulchrum
Lineage: Eukaryota; Metazoa; Nematoda; Chromadorea; Rhabditida; Gongylonematidae
Source: the annotation of a GenBank genome assembly
AUGUUUUGUCGAAAAACAGUAAUUUUCCAGCCAGUUCCUUACGAAUCCGGCAUUGUGGAUGGUGGUUUGACGCCUGGCAAAUCACUGCAUAUUACUGGAAUUCCUGACAAACGUGGAAAGCGAUUCAACAUCAAUUUAGUGAAGAAGAAUGGUGACAUAGCCUUGCAUUUCAAUCCAAGAUUUGAUGAAAAAGUUGUGGUGCGAAAUUCGAUGUUCAACGGUGCUUGGGGUAAAGAGGAGCGAGAAGGUAAAAUUCCGUUCGCAAAAGACAGGAUGUUCGACCUGCAGCUGCAAAACGAAGAAUACGCACUCCAAAUAUUUGUUAAUGGUGAGCGAUUCUCGACAUUUGCGCAUCGAUCGGAGCCUGAUGAUUUAGUAGGAGUGCAAAUCCAGGGUGAUGUGGAAAUAAGUGGAAUACAGAUUCAAUGA